AGACGGGGCAGUUUCGUCCAGCAGACUGUCCAGAGAGAGAGUAGGGCGGGCCGUUCGCUCUUCGCCGAUAGCAGCGAAGAACCUCUGCCUGGCUACAUAGCGACCAACGUCGGUCAGUCAGCACGUUGUGCUUUGUGCUCUGUGUGUGUGUGUGUGUGAGAGAGAGAGAGAGAGAGAGAGAGAGAGAGAGAGAGAGAGAGAGAGAGAGCUGGAGGGGCCAAAGAAGUUAACGACAGGAGAGGAGAGCAAAGGGAGGACUGGAGGGGGGAAACAAGAUCCGCUAAGGGGUUGAAACUGAAAAAAAGAACAAUUUACAAGAGGGAGAGGAGAGGAGCGGAGAGGAGAACAGAGGGGAGGAGAGGAAGCCAGAGAGGAGGGAGAUACCAGGAGGGAGUAUCUGCGAUUCACCAUGGCCCAGGCUUCGGUAUGCAUGAGAUCCAUUCUACUGGAUCAGUCCACCACCUCCACACACUUCUCUCUCCUAACGACAGGCCAACACGCACAACACCCAAGAUUGCACACAUUGGCGCACGCGCUUUCAGUCGAAGGGAGGCGCAGUGCUUCGUCGGAGUCCUUCGCUCAGCGAUCGCCAGAGCGUGAGUUCGAGUCCAGAGCCAAUCAUCUUUCUUCCCUCGGGUUUGAGCGCCAAAGCCGAAACAGCUGUCGGCUUACUUCGCCUCGGCACUUCCCUGCUGGCCGCCGAGCGCGCGCUCGGCGCAGCGGCUAUCUUGAGAAGAAGCAGCACGGGGGAGGCGACGACGAGGCGCCUGUUCAAUCAAGUCUCUCCUUGAGUACUCCAAUUCCAAUCAAGAGGUCAAGGUCAACACUAAUUACCUCGUGUGCUGCUGCUGACUCAUCGUCAUCCACUGGAACGGCGGGGUGGCCAACGCCGGGAUCCCCUGCCCCCGGCGAUGGAUGGCCCAAGGUUCCGCCCGUGGGGCAGACUCCGCUCAUAAUACCUAUGAGGGAAGAAUGGGCGCCGCGUGACGUGGCAUCGAAGGCCAUGAUGGCUUUCAAGAAAGGAUUGGAGAAGAAGGACUGGAAGGAGUACCUGGACAUGAUGACCGAUGACGUGGAGUUAUGGGUGCCCGUGGAGGGCUUCCUGGGAAAGCCCAACAAGGGGAAAGAAGCCAUGAAGACGUUCUUCGACCUUGCCGACAGAACGUUCUCGGAUCUGAAGAUGGAGAUCGCGAACAGAAGCUUUUCUCUGGCGCUGCUUUCAACGGUCACAGAUAAUUCCAAAGCUAAUACGACGAAGACGACGAGUAAAAGCGCUUCAAGGUCGACACCGUCGUCAAAUGCCGGCGGCGAUGAUGACAAGGGCGAUGGCGGCGGCGAUGGCGAGGGGCACGAAACGGAGAAGGUAGUGAAGGGGACCGCAAUGUUUGAGAUCAGGACGUCUGGAAAUUUUGCAAAUGGGCUCAAGUACGGCAAUCGGAUUGUCGUCGUGGUGGACGUUCGAGGGAACCAGAUCACGGCGCACAGAGAGUACUUCGGCUUGCGCUGACGUCGCACAGGAACAACGUUUCCGUCGAUGUCGCACACGAAUAUAUCGUGCGUUUUUUUCGGGGUGGGGGGGGCGGGAAGGGGGUCGCUUGUCGCACACGACUGAACGUGUCUUUUUUUUUUUUUUUUUUUUUUUUUUYUUUUGGUUGCUGCCGCACAGUAAUCGCGGGGAAGCAAGAUCUCUCUCUGCUCGGGGAAAGAAUUUAUGUCGUCGAGCCGGCGGAGUAAUGCCUCCUCCGUUAUUGUCGCACAGAAAUUAGUAUGUGUUUUUUGCUUGCCGCACAGAUAUAGAACGCCUUUUUGGUGCCGCACAGAUAUAGAACGCCUUUUUCUUGCCGCACAGGACGAAACGGGUUUGUCUGGCCGCACGGGAAGGGCUUUUUUUUUUUUUUUUUUUCAAUCACAUUCUCUUGUCGCACAGGAAUAACGUUUUCCUGUCGCUCAAGUACGACUUUUGCAUUGAUGUCGCACAGGAAUAACGUUUUCUUGUCGCACAAGAACAACGUUUCUUUUCUUGCGUACAGUAGUCGUCCCUAUUUAAUACGGGUAGGGAGGAUCUCUGCCCAUAGAACGAGGGGGUACUCACACUAGUUAUAUGUUAAAUGUAUCUGAUCGAAUUUACGGCCGCACCCGGAUACAUUUGACCGCAAUUACAUUCAUAGUUAAGUAAGAAGGCCCUAGUGUGAGUAUGCCCAGCGAGUAUAGACACAGCGUCUUUUCCCUUGUCACCCAGCUUCAACGUUUUUGUUUUCUCUAUCGCACAGGAACAACGUUUUCUUUUCUUUUUUCUUUUUUUUUUUUUUUCCCUUUUUUGGGGGGGGGGGAAACAUUUUCUUUAUGUUUCUCUGUUUAACUUUUAAAUCAGGAAUUUAGCUUAUUAAUUACCAGACAAAAAGGAGGACACCCGGCAUUCCUCCACAUCUCAACCCAGUUAUGGGACCAUUACCCAGCUUAGGUACAGGCGUUGGGAAUUUUAGUCCAGUCGCAGAAUGGCCAAAUCCGGAGCGCUACGCUGACUC
Chara braunii is the source of this 2525-nucleotide messenger RNA. The record is from the annotation of a GenBank genome assembly. Lineage: Eukaryota; Viridiplantae; Streptophyta; Charophyceae; Charales; Characeae.